CAAAAUUAUGCGUUUCAAAACGGCGUGACCUUCGGACACCACCAUCCGCAUGAUUUAAUUGUUUUCUUGUUUUGCCAAUACACAAUAUACAUAUUAUCAACACUGAACUUUUGCUGCUUGAGUCUGAUUACUAUACGUCCGUACAUUUAGAUAUAGUGAUAUAUCCAACAGUUGUGUUGUACAGGUUUGCAACAUGGAUUGCGUCUAUUUUUAUGACCAUUUGGUGAUAUUCCGAAAAAUUGAUUAUAUCGAGUUAAAACUCAAAAAGGAAGUUCAGGGGUAUGAUUUAGGAUCCCAAGCAAGCGAAAAUACGCUAAACCUCGUAUCCCAACUUUUAACUGAAGCUUUGAAAGAUCGUGUAUCGCUCGUUUGUCCCAUCAGAGUUUGCAUAAAAGGCAAAAAAGACCUCCAUGGCCUAGGACUCAAAUAUAUUGGACAGCUCACUCAUGCAAUCCUCACCAAAGGUCCUCCAAGUAACACUCCGGCUGGUAAUGAAUUUCGCCAGUUUUGGGGCAAAAAGUCUGAACUUCGACGUGUUGAUGGUGAUUUAUGUGAAUGUGUUGUAUGGAAUGGUAAUUCUAAUGUCUGCAUGCAGAUCGUCAAUUUUAUUCUAGAAGAGAAACUCCAUUUAUCUUCAAAUGUUAACGUAUCAAAGCCGUGGUAUCACAUUUUACCUAAUCGUCUUGAUCCAUUUAUAAGCUUGCAUAGACGCAACCGAAAAGUCAACUUAGUUGCUGCCUCACCUCUUCGUCUGAUUAGAGCAAUGGAUAAACUCCGAGCAUUACUACGUGGAUUAAAUGAUAAACUUCCCCUUAAUAUUACGGGGAUUUUACCCUUAUCGUCAGCUUUUCGUGACACUUCGGUUUUCCCUCCUAUAUUGUCUUUUCCUAUGGCUAACCAAUCACAUCACGGGAUAAAAAAGUCAUAUUUUCAAACGGUUAAAUGGUUAUUGAGAAAAGCAUGUUUUCCUGUGUUCCCAUUGUAUGCAAGGACUAGUAUUCCGAAUCGUAAUUUCACAAUCAAAAGAACUUAAUUUAAUUCAGAAAUUAAGUAAUUCUGAAAUCAAAACAUAUAAUAAAAAUAAAACACUUUCGGAGACUGGUGAUGGUAGUUCAUUAUCUAUUGAAAUAAAUUCCGAAGCUGCUUGUUGGAUUCGUCUGAAUCAAAGUUUACCAACAUUAGCUGGUACACUUAGUGGUGUUUCACGUACUUAUGCACAUGUGUUUCCUAUGGCAUGUCGAUUAGCUAAACGUUGGUUAUCAGCUCAAGGGUAUCCAGUGAUUCUAUGUCCAUAUGAAGCGGAACUAGAUGGUCUACAUAAUUCAUCAGAUUUUUUUCCACAAUCUGAACAAUGUUCGUCUGCACUAUCUACUUGGUGGUUAAAAGAUUUUAAUACAAGUACCAAUGAUGGACGUAUGACUGAAGUGGCUGUUGAAUUAUUAGUUCUUUAUGCUUCUAAGCUAUGCGAUUCUGUUGAUUCCGAGUCGAAGGAAGCUAAUCUUACUUCGAUCGGAUCACCUGUUGCUGCAUUCCUACGAUUUCUUGAUUUAUUGGCUACUUAUGAUUGGGAAAACGCUCCACUUCUAGUUGAUUUAAAUGAGGGAUUUUCUGGUUGGUUUUCACUACAUUUUUUUCAUGCUUUUCCUUCUUAAUCUUCGGAGUUUUAGCAUAAAGGUAGUCAGCUUCCCAUAGUUAAAAAUGUAUGUACUGUUUGAUAUUACAAACAGUUCUCCUGUCUUACAAAAAGAAUAAUUUGUUUACUGUUUUUACAAAAUCAACUGUAUUACAUUAUCUAAUGGAUGAUAUCCACAAGGUUUUAUCAAGGUUCAUAACAAAAUUCUGCUGUCCAAACGGUGGUAUGUAGCAAUAUGUUUAGAUUCAUAAUCUAAGUCACGACCACAUAAAUCGAUCCCAAUUCAAACAUUAUCAGUUUGUACUGUUGUAGUCUUCGGAUGUCUGGGAAUUGACUAUAGUGUUUCAUAUUGAGCCUUUGCACUUUAAUCCAAUUGUUUAUGUUUUUCGACAUCAGAUAGGUCUCAUUCUAAGCCACUUAUCUCCAAAAUUACUAUAAUUCGUCUUUUUUGUUAUUUAAUCAGUCAUAAAGUAGACGCCAAGUUAAAACUGUAAAUUAUGUCUUCGAAUAAGAUGUUUCAGCGAGAAGUUCCUUUUCGAUGAUACCAUUUCUUAAUCUUUCAUAUUUUAUUUCAUUUUGACUACCAUUUGGGUACUACCUAACUUUAAAUUCUGACUAACUUUUAGUACUUUUGCUAGCAACUCAAAAAUUCUCUAUUUUUAUUAUGGACCACUCUAUUUAGAAAGUAACUCCAAAUUAGUGUGUGGGCCUAUAGUAAGUGAUAUCGUCGAAAAUUAAAUCCUUUUCGUUGAGAACUCUUUAUUUUAUUUAAUAACUCAAUAAGUUGUUUCUUUACUUUUUUAAAGGAAAUUUAUCAGUUAUAGCACAUAAAGAUAUUUAUUUAUUUAAACACACAUACAUUGGUACAAGGAGGUACCAAAUAGAUAUGCGCCACAUAAAUCAUUCGAUUUGUGUGAGGGAUGGGAUACUUCCCGGGUGCCCAAACCGAAGCAGGUGGUUUACUUAGGAGGCCACACCCCGAGCCUUGAACCUAAAGGUCUGAACCACAAGGCAGUGGAGCAUCGUGAGGAGAUGCAGUCCCAUGAUAGCCGGUGACCAACGAUUGGUUCAUACGCCAUUUGUUCCCACAGGAUACUGGAGCCCAUGUGCACCAUCGGUUUGGGAUCCGGUUAAAGCGCCGGACAUUCGCUUUUCGUCCUCUAAUUUUCGUGAACAACACCCCCACCACGAAAAAGCAGUGAGUAGGACUUCCCUGGCAGAGGCUGUAUACGCGUGGCCGUGUGAGAGCAUUUUGAGAGGGAGGGCGGGCCCACACCACUCGCGGCCAUACUAGGGCAUUUGGGGGCAUCAGUUGUAGCACUUAAAAAUAUGUAGCUUUUAAUAUUAUUCAGAUCUACUACUUCUCACACUUCAUGUCUUACAUGCACUGGUAGUUUAGUAUUGAGUAGUCAAUGCUUCUGACAAACUAGUAAAUUCGGAUCGAUACCGUAUUGUGAUGGCCAGAUUCAUUGUAGCAUAACUCUUAUAAUGUAAAAUUUUGUCACCUGUUUUAUCCCCGUUUUUUAAGUUGUUUUUCACUGCGUUUUCACUUUUCUUUAAUUAGUGUGUUUCUUUUUUUCAAUCUUUUAUCUCCCAAGUGGAUAUCAACAAACGUCAACUAGCUCUGGAUUUAUUUAAUCGUACACCUCGAUGUAAUUUACCCGCUUUAAUCAUAUGUACUCCACUUGACACAACUGGAACAGAAUGGACUGAAGUAGGACCAAGUCGAGGAGGUCUAAGUGAUUUGAAAUUGCUAGCGAGUCAGUCACGUGAUUUACUAAGAGCUAUGCUUGUUAGUAAUGCUCCGAUUAAUGAUCUACUGGUAAGUAGUAACCUAUUAUUAUUAUUUUAUGUUUUGAUAACGAUCAUGGUGAAUGAUUCCAGUGUUCUUUGUUAGUUUCGAUUUCGACGAAAUUAGCGAUAAGUCAACCGAAUGGUGGUCUGUGCUCAGUAAUUUGGGACUUUGAUUAUUAAUUAUCAGGUUGUAGAUUUGUUGGGGAUGCUAGAUCCCCAGAAAUCAUUUGGUAAACGACUUAUGACUGUAUUUUGAUUUCGCCUCUGAACCUACGUGACCACUCAUUCUCGUAUACCGUCCAGUCAUUAAGCCAACAGUUUGCAGGUAACUCCUCAUUGUCCAACACAUGUUAUCUAUGGUUGGAGCUGGUUAUGAAUGGAGAAGCUGAUUUUCUUACGCAUAUGGGCAUCGUCAACCGCGAGUGUGAACGCUUCGGACUGAAGUUACUGACUGAAGACCAGUUUAAAGCCCUCAUCCUCAUCUGUAGUCUCCAAUCUUAAAACUUCAGUGAUAUUAGAACACGGUUACUGUGCCGAUUAGAUCAACACCCCAAACUAACUCUUACUGAUAUUACAAAUCAAUAUCAACGUUUAAUUAAUCUGCAACGCGACACUACAAUGGUUCAGUGUGGUGGUUCCGAUCGCUCGGAAAUUCAUGUAAUUCAACAAUUAUCCAAUACAGUCAAAUCUGCCCCUGCUAUUUCUAUCCCAUCUCACGUGAGCUCAGUCCAACGGACAAAGACUAAUCGUCCUGCUCCCUGCUGGCACUGUGGUUCAAGGCAUUAUGUACGAGCCUGUCCGUUUAAACAACAUCGUUGCGGAAAAUGUAAAUCUGUUGGCUAAAAAGAUGGAUUUUGUCAAAAGAGGAAACUAAAUCGGUCCAUAAGUACUAGAAAGCCUUUUUCCAUAUCCUACACAAAUUCGUCGAGCCUAUUAGCAUCCUGUCGAAGCUCAACCCCAGGUGAAAUAAAAUUUAUUACCCUUAAUAUUAAUGGGCAUCCAUUUGAAGUGCAAAUAUAUACUACAUCAGACAUUCACAUUCAUGGAAAUUCGGGAUCAAAAUGGGCAGCCCUCGUAUAGCUCCAACAACACAAAAGCCUCGCACUGUAUGUGCUAAUUAUCUGUGUUUACUGGGACAACUAGAUUGCAAAGUGUUUUCCGUAAAUCGACGUUCACUGGGGUAUGUUACAUAACGCCAGCUGAUCUAGAAAGGUGAAUCAAUAAAGCACGAGUGAUUGACUUAUGUUGUGCAUUAGUAGUUAUUCGGUAGUUUCAGAUGUUCAGGGAUAUAUAUUUACAGUAUGCGUCCGGUAGUUGAUCUGGGCGCCGUAUUAUGAUGCAAGUCCUACAAAGUAGGACUUGAAUAGUAAGUUAAAGUUGCCAAACAACAUGUUUUAACCAUAAUGCAGGAUUCACUCCAAGGAAUCAAACACAAACUUGUAAUGUAUGGCAUCUUUCAAGAUGACUGCAAGUUCAAAUCAUUGAUUGAAUUUAAUUUCUUAUUGAUCCAGGUCAUUUUUCGUCCGGUCUUUAGUAAAACUGAUAUAGUACUCAAUGUCAAAGCAAAUAUUGUAAAUAUUCGUCAGUCAGAAUCGUUACAUGGAGCGUUGAAAAAAACACAGCUUGCUGUUCCUGAAACUAAUAAUGAUAGUGACGUACCUAUGGAAUUCCCAGAUCCUGGAGCCCGUUAUUGGCCACAAAGAUACUGUUAUGAUCCACUGAAUUGGUUUGUCAAAUUAUUGCGAGUAAGCAAUAAUGUUACUACUUGAUUUGACUUGUUAUUUAGUUAACGUUGUCUAAAUUCUGUCAUUUCAAACUAGUAAAGUUUAAAAAUGCUCAGUUAUUAGCAGUGAAUUAUUUGUUAAAAGCGUUAAACAUCUCAUCGUCAGUAAUCCAUUAGGUCUUAAGUUCGAUAACAAGCGAAAACCCGGUUGAUGAAUGUUCUUUGUUUUGAAGUGUCGGAGUUUCCUAAUUGUCAGUCUUUUUCUCUGAAACAUGGAUUUAUACAUAAUCUAAGGACACUUUAGUAAAGAUUUGGAAUCUGGAUGGAGUAAGUCUACAGUUUUGUGGUAGCAGUGGCACACGAAGUGUAGCUAUGUCGCUUUGCGUAUGCUGUUAGUUUAUUGUGGUCUAGGAUUCUAACCACUGGGUUGAGCGAACUGUUCUCAACGUCUAAGGACCAAAAAUCGGGCUUAUUCUAAUUUGUUCUAUGAAUUUGCUGAAAAUCUUUGCCAUCAUUAUUAGAUUUUUCAGUCAAUAGGAAUUUAGGCAACAACAUUUGUACUAACCGUAAUAUUUGAUCGUGUCAACUGAUUAUCACUUGAGUCUGAUUAUCUACAGUUUCACAUUAUUUCUCAUGUGUAUGUUAAAAUUCAUGAUGUAGAUUUUUUGAGGUUGAUGCAUCAUUAAAUGUAAGUUCGAAACUUCCAAAACUGAACUAAUUAAGUUGCGCGGUGUUCACACACACCUGUCGUAUACUUUAUCAUACGAUUUUCCGUUAUUUAGGAAAGUCUUUUGAGAUAUUCUUACAAACAGCAUUCAUGCAUAAAGUUACUAAGAGUUCAUCUAUUUUAUAUAAGGGAACUGCAUGUUUAAUAGUUAUGGUUCACAAUAUAUAGAAAUCGGUAAUUAGUGACGGACAAUCCAGGUUUGAUCUUUGUGUAUUUGCUUUUUAAUGUUUUGUUCUUCUGACUGGUUUUCAUCCAGUAGUGUUCAAAAAGCUUGACAUUUGAAUUGGAUACGCCAUCGUCUUUCUGUAAGCCUAGAGGUAAAAUAAUAUAGCUUAUCGAUUAGAAGUGGUCACUUGUUUACCUAUAAUCCUGGUUAGAAAUUAGCGUUAUUUUCAUUGAUAUUCAUCUCUGUUAAAUUGCAAAACUACUGUACAGAAAAAUUCAGAUUUAACGUUACACAAUUAGUUUGUAGUAACAGAUUUACAACACUACAAUUCAUGCACUUAAUAAUGUAAUCACUUUCACUUAAGAAAUUAAUCACCUUUUAGUAUAUUUGGAUUGUGGCUAGCAGUGGAAUCCAGAACAUGGGUUUCCUCUUAUCCAAGAAUCGUCAUUUGGAUGUAGCUGUAUCUUAAGGUUUGUGUUAACACUGAAGCAAUAAGUACUGGGGAAUUACAAGCCCUCACAAAUAACUUCAUACUAAGCGAAUAAGUUACUAGCUACUUGGACUGAAAAUCUUAGUGGUAACUUAAAUGUUUAAAGUGGUGGGUACUGAGUUCGAGCCUUUAGCGUGAAUAUCGUCAAUAUCAAGGUGCAGGUACAUCCCGUAUGGAAUGGGAAGGGAAUUCUGAUUUCCAUCGUUAGCCACAAUCUUAAUAUAUUAAUAAAUUAUGUCUACGAAGUAAUGUUGAAGCAAUCUGUUAUCAAGGAGGAUUUUAUAAUUUUAUGAUCGGGUUUUAAUUUGUUACAUUGAGUGAGCGGAUUGCAGAUUGGUAAAUAAAACAUUUAUUUAAAGUGGUCAAGUAAUGACUGCUUAUGAGACCAUGUUACUGAUUGAAACCCCCGAAUGAAACAAUAUCAAAAACAAUUACUAACUGGAAGAAUAAGCUUUCCAAUGAAUUGAAACGUAACUAUUAGACUUAGCUCUUGCCCAUGAUAUCACAGUCCGCUCAGUAUCCACAUAUGCCAAAAGAAACUGAUCCUUUUCUUUCCUUAAUAUUAACAGCAGGAUAGUAAAAACCUAAUCAGUUCAGCAACUCCUUCGAUUUAUAUUCCUAUUUGGGUUCUAGUACCUUAAACUGUUGUGUAUGAUUAUUUGCUAGUAAAACGAACUUACAAAGUAUUUUAUCUUUCAACAUAAUUCGAUAUUUUAAGAAAAUACAAUUAUUUUGACGCUGAAUGUCCAAUAUUUUCGAUCAUGUUUUAUACUAUUUGUUUGCCUCGUCAAGUUACGUCUAGGCAGGUUUUUUGAAAUCCGUUGGGAUCGUCAUGGCGGAAAUUGGAUAGCUCUACGAUGGCGUCCACAUUUCAUCCAAACAAUCAAUUCAAAAGAUCGAGUUACAUUAGUCCAAUCAAUAUUCAAUUCCGAUUUGUUGGAUGGUUUAACUCAACAUGCAAACGGCGGUCAACUUACUGAUUUAGUUUGUAGUAAACCAUCUGAUCUACCUCUUGUAUAUAAUGAUUGUUCAUUGGUAAAUUUAUUGUCUGUAUGGGCCAAGAAAUUUAUUGACUUGCCUAUUAAUUAUAAUAAUUUGACAAACGGUAUUAACAUCAGCAAAAAACGAAAACACAACAUAUCUGAGGAGAACACAACUAAGUGUAUGAAGAACAAAAAGAAAAAAAAACUAAAAGAAUAAUUAAAGUGAUGUACCGAUUAUUACAUGUAAAUAAAUAAUUAAUUGACGUUAAAUUCUAUUUGUGCAUAUGAGUAUUUGUCUAACUCUGGUGUUAUUGAGUUGCUAUUGAUCGGUUCAACCAUUCAAUUCUGUCAUCUUUCCAAACUUUGAAUUCUUUCCACGUUUGCUUCGUCAAGAUGAUCUGUAGUCAAUCCGGUUCUGUUAUCACAUACAGCUUCAUCUAAUUAGGCUAUGAGUUACAUCUGUUGUGCUGUAAGAGUUACUGACCCCUUGGCUACUCAA
This is a messenger RNA of Schistosoma haematobium, 8015 nucleotides long. RefSeq names its product Nucleolar protein 6, variant 2. The record is from RefSeq and is a predicted model, not a curated record. The coding region runs from base 194 to 1033 and encodes 279 amino acids. The transcript is spliced from 5 exons. Gene Ontology annotation, cellular component: CURI complex; UTP-C complex; small-subunit processome. Gene Ontology annotation, biological process: rRNA processing; tRNA export from nucleus. Lineage: Eukaryota; Metazoa; Platyhelminthes; Trematoda; Strigeidida; Schistosomatidae.